Messenger RNA from Hypoxylon fragiforme, 543 nucleotides. RefSeq names its product NADP-dependent oxidoreductase domain-containing protein. Bases 1 to 543 code for a protein of 180 amino acids. Gene Ontology annotation, cellular component: cytosol. The transcript is spliced from 5 exons. The record is from RefSeq and is a predicted model, not a curated record. NCBI's taxonomy places the organism in Eukaryota, Fungi, Ascomycota, Sordariomycetes, Xylariales, Hypoxylaceae. Gene Ontology annotation, molecular function: aldose reductase (NADPH) activity.
AUGGAAAAACCUGUCGCUUCGGGGAAAGCACACUCCAUUGGAUUGUCCAACUUCAACAUUCUCAAGACCAAAAGAAUUCUUGAAAUCGCUAAGAUAUCCCCCGCUGUCAUCCAAGUUGAGGUCCGUAUCUCCCACAGCAUGAACUUCACCAGUUCUCAGCGCAGCAUGGUAUCCUCGUCAUGGCCCAUUAACCCCUCGGUGGGCGGUCGGUAUCCCUUGCGCGAGGGAAUGCCGACGCGCCAUUUCCAACAGAAGAUCCUCGAUAUCGCAGCUAGGAGUAACAUGACCCUGGCGCAGGUUUGCUUAUCCUGGGCUGUGCAGAGAGGAAUCGCAGUGGUUCCCAAAUCUGUCAAUGAAGCGCACAUGAAGUAUAAUCUGCGGCUGAAAAGGCUGCCUGACGAUCUCUUCGUCACCGUCGAUCAGCUUUCUUUGGAGCGGGGGCCCCUCCGGUUUCUUGACCUCGGCAGACACCUAGGCUUUGACAUCUUUGACGUGGAGAAGGAUCAGCCAGUAGAGAACUGCGCGCCCUGGGAUGGCUGUUAA